This is a messenger RNA of Galleria mellonella (greater wax moth), 792 nucleotides long. RefSeq lists its product as uncharacterized. The annotation marks the transcript as partial. NCBI's taxonomy places the organism in Eukaryota, Metazoa, Arthropoda, Insecta, Lepidoptera, Pyralidae. The record is from RefSeq and is a predicted model, not a curated record. The transcript has a single exon.
AUACCGCCAUCGCCGACACCAUCAUGCUCGCUUGAAACGGCAUCGUUCGAUUUUUCUGAACUAGUUACCGAAAUCCGUCUCCUGCGUGAGGAGAUGAAAGAGUAUAGAACAGAGAUGCAGGAGUUCCGUACCACAAUUUCUAACCUUACUGUUACUGUAGGGUCAUGUCAGCUCCAAAUCGACGCGCUGACUACAAGGGUUAAUGAAAUGGAAAAGCAACGUUGCGAGGGUACUAAUGACACUACAUCUGUUUUGGAGCAGACAAUUUCCGAACUCAAAAUGGAACUUAAUCAUCGUGACCAAGAGUUACUCUGUAACGACAUCGAGAUAGCUGGAAUCCCGGAGGACACAAACGAGCGCGGUAUUCACCUAGCACUUACCGUAGCGCAAAAGUUGGGCGUAGUUUUGGAGGAACGAGACAUCGUAGACGCUCAGCGUGCCGGGACAUUUAAACGUACGAUGAGUGACAAUUCUCCGAUUAGCCGGCCACGCCCCCUAGUGGUGCGUUUGACACGCCGUACACAUCGCGAUCAAAUGUUAGCCGCUGCACGUGUCCGCCGUGACAUCACUACUGCUGGCUUGGGUCUGGCCUUGGCUGACCAACGCAUCUAUGUCAACGAAAGAUUAACUCAAACCAAUCGUCGACUUUUUUAUAAGGCUCGGGUGGAAUCUCUUCGCGUACAGUGGAAAUAUUUAUGGACUCGCGAAGGAAAAAUUUAUGUCCGUAAAGAGCACGGUUCGCCACGCCACCGUAUACGCUCAGAAAAUGAUUUUAAUAAAGUUUUUGGUUAA